CCUUCCCCUCCUCUCCCUGCACACCCACCUCUCGUGGUCCAGUCCUGGUACCCUAUUUAAUUCCCUCUACUGCUGCAUCACAUCUUGCUUGACACUAGUUCAGUUGUUAUCCUAAUAGGGGAGAUACCCCCUCCCCUUGAUUCUCCAGCCUGCUUGGAAUUAUAACAGCCCCUUUUGUAUUAUUCUCCUUUUCUAAAUGUAUUGUUUGCAUUCUCCUAGGAGAAGCUUGAAGAUUAUUCUCCUUAUUUAAUCUCCCCCUGGCUCAUAACGCAAAGACCCCAAGAUACUUCGUCAUUAAGCAGGAAGGAUAAUAUCGGGGGAUUUUGGUGUAUCCAUCAUGUAUCUGACAACGAUCCUUCUCUUAGCCCUUUCUGGCUUUACAGGGGCUAACCUCUCCCUUCAUGACCCCCAUCAGCCAGUCACAUCUGAUGAGGUGGCUCUGACAGGAAGUACAGCAACCCUAAAAUGUACAGUAGAAAAUCACGCAGAGUCUUCCUUGCAGUGGUCAAAUCCAGCUCAGCAGACUCUUUACUUUGGGGAUAAAAGAGCUCUAAGAGACAGCAGAAUCCAGUUGGUGAGCUCUACUGCCAACGAGCUGACCAUUAGUAUUAGCAAUGUGGCAUUGUCAGAUGAAGGAGAGUACACAUGUUCCAUCUUCACCAUGCCUGUGAGGAUUGCCAAGGCCAUGAUAACAGUUCUAGGAGUCCCUCAAAAACCACAGAUAUUUGGCUUUGAAACACCUUUUAAAGAGGAUCAAAAAGCAAAACUGACAUGCAAGACAUUCGGAAGUAAACCUGCUGCCAAUUUUAGAUGGUACAAAGGAUUGGAAGAGCUACAUGGAGCUAAAACCAAUGCAUUUCCAGACACAAACAGCAAAACUUUCAAUGUCACCAGUGUCAUUGAGUUUCAAAUAAACAAAGAAGAUGAUGGAGGGGAGAUCACCUGCACAGUUGGCCACGAUUCUCAACCAGACUCUGUAAUGUCAACCAGCCAUAAGAUUCAAGUCCUCUACAAACCCUCUGCAAAAAUCGAGUCGUGGCCCAAUAUGCCAAGAGAGGGCGAGGAACUGAGACUCCAGUGCGAUGGAUAUGGAAACCCUGCGCCUCAUGAAUAUAACUGGCAGCGGGAGAAUACAGGACUUCCUUUAUCAACCCAAGUCAGAGGAAACACUUUAUUGUUCCAAAAUUUGAACAAAAGUGACAGCGGCACCUAUGUAUGCGAAGCUGUGAAUGCAAUGGGAAAAGUUAGCACCAUCUAUAAGUUGGACGUUAACGAUGCACUACCAUUGCCUCAAGACCCAAGUCCAAUCCCUUCUACUUCAAGCAUCGACCAUGCGGUCAUUGGAGGAGUAGUUGCGGUGAUAGCCUUUAUCCUCUUCUGCUUGCUCAUUGUCCUUGGACGCUACCUAAUCAGACACAAAGGUACUUACCUUACUCAUGAGGCCAAGGGUUCAGAUGAUGCUCCAGAUGCCGACACAGCCAUUAUCAAUGCAGAAGGAGGACAGGGUGGUUCCGAUGACAAAAAGGAAUAUUUCAUCUAGCCUCAAGCUCCCCAGUAAGGAACAUAUAUCAACGGCUAAAAGAUCAACACGAAUAAAACAGCAUUGGCAGAACAAAUUCAAAACAACAUUCGGAAAACGUGAUACGCACAGAUGGCUCUCUCUAACCAAGCGAGGAUGACAAAAAGACACAGAGAAAAAUUCAGAGAGAGAGAGAAAGAGAGAAUGGACACAGAGAUCAUGCUUCUUAAAUGAACUUGUACAAACAUUAUUACUUAAAACUUUUAAAACAAUUUAAAAAAUUGCUUGCUUAAAUCUACAUAUCUUCAGUGAACGCACUAAUCUAACAAACAAAUAAUAAUCGUGAGUUAAAAUAUUUUUUGUUUAUUUUCUUUUUAAAUGUGUACAGAGUUUUACGUUUUUAUUUUUUAUUUUGGAAUGUUGGGAGAAAAGGACAAAAUAUAUUUAAAUACUGUAUAACUAGAGUUUUGUUUGCCAGAGUAGAUUUUUUGAGGGGGGGGGGUGACUUAUCCCUUUGUUUUUGUUUUGGUUUUUUUUGGUAGCAUCUUGUUCAUAGGACGUCAUAAUUAAAAUUUCCGUUAGAGCUCUACAAUGCCAUUAUUAAGUAUUGAGGCAAAUUUUAAAGUUAGUGGCUUAAGGUGUUUAAAAACAUCGUUAGUAGGGAGUGUGUAAAAAGGGAUAGCUUACCCUUGUGGGGUGAAAUGCUAGCCCACACACAGGAUUCUGGGAGUGACAUGUGAGUGACGCAUUCUAUCAACUAACCCACUCUAAUAUUGAGAGGUCAAUUGCCCUAACCAAGUUUGCUUGCAUUAAAUCAGGGUCUCAGUUCAGAACAAAUAAGAAGAGAUUACAUUUGACUGUUGUGGAGAUAUUUAAAAUGAGAUUUUUGACAAAAAAAAUGCAUCUCCCAGUUUCUCUGAUCCCUAGGGAUAUAGAUAAAUACAAUGUUCCUCUAAUGUAGGUAAAUCUUUUAAUGGUGGAAAUGAGAACAUUCUGAAAUCAAACAAACUGCUUCAUAGAACAAAGGAUCAAAUGCAGGAUGGAACAUUUUAAUUAACUGGAAAUCACAUUUGUAGUUUUUUCUUCUGUUGGUUAUGAAACUCUUAUGGGGUAAAAUUGGGGAAGAGCUAUGGAUUUUGUAAUUAAGCUCUCACUGGCAUAUUGCACUUGCCAGUGUAUGCAAAUUUAUGGCUUAGCACUGCUUAGUGAAUGUGGGCCAAAGAGUCACACGAUUGACUAUGUCAUCCAUCUAACAGAGAUAAUGAUAUUAACCAAUAAAUCUCUAUAUUAUGUCAUACUCUGUA
Molecule: messenger RNA, 2823 nt
Organism: Bombina bombina (fire-bellied toad)
Lineage: Eukaryota; Metazoa; Chordata; Amphibia; Anura; Bombinatoridae
Gene: CADM3
Product: cell adhesion molecule 3
Exons: 10
Coding region: 338-1540 (400 amino acids)
Biological process (GO): homophilic cell-cell adhesion
Cellular component (GO): presynaptic membrane
Source: RefSeq, a predicted model, not a curated record